Molecule: messenger RNA, 1771 nt
Organism: Xenopus tropicalis (tropical clawed frog)
Lineage: Eukaryota; Metazoa; Chordata; Amphibia; Anura; Pipidae
Gene: f11r
Product: F11 receptor
Biological process (GO): cell adhesion
Cellular component (GO): plasma membrane; bicellular tight junction
Source: RefSeq, marked provisional
GACAAGGAAGGGAGAGUCAUGGCGACUGCGAGCAGCAACCGGGGGGCAGUGGUACUGGGACUCCUGUGCUCCUGUCUGUGGACUGCGGCCUUUGCUGGGGUGUCGACCCCCAAUCCCACUAUUACUGUAAAGCAAGGGGCCACUGCCGACUUGCGAUGCACUUACACAAGUGACUUCACCAAGUCCCGAGUGGAGUGGAAGUUUGUGAAUAACCAGCUGGAGACCUUCUUUGUGUACUACGAUGGGACCCUGACGGCAUCGUACGUGAACCGCGCCACUUCCGUCCCACAAGGCAUCAUUCUAAACCAGAUCACUAGCAAGGAUGCGGGCGAGUAUUCCUGUGAGGUGACCAGCGUGGACAGCAACGGCCAAACCUUGUACGGGGAAGCCAAGAUCCAGCUCCUGGUUAUAGUUGCCCCUUCCCAGCCGAUGGCCCAUGUGCCAAACACUGUAAGGACCGGGAGUGCGGUGGAGCUGCGCUGUGUAGAGACUCAGGGGUACCCACCCCCCACUUUUACCUGGUAUCAAAAUAAAGCCCCAAUGCCGCCGAACCCCCAGAACGCCACCUAUACCAUUGAUCCCAACACCGGAGUGUUGAAAUUCCGUGCCGUGGCCGCAUCAGACAGUGGGGAUUAUUACUGUAAGGCAGCAAACAACGAGGGGGAGCAGGUGUCUGCCAUAGUGCGCAUGAAUGUCCAGGAUGUGAAUGUGGGGGGUAUCGUGGCCGCUGUGGUUAUAGUCCUGCUGAUACUGGCGCUGAUCGGCUUCGGCCUGUGGUACGCCUACAGCCGUGGAUACCUGGACAAGAAAGGAAACAAAAAAGUCAUUUACAGCCAACCGUCUGAAACCCGCAGUGAUAAGAAUUUCCAGCAGACGUCGUCCUUCCUGGUCUGAUCUGGGGCUCCGGCGGGUUUGUGGCCCUUAUUGGCGCCGGUACCACUGGUCGGUUCUGUGAGGCUCCCAUUUGCACCCCUGCUUUUCAUAUGAAUUCUUUUACCCCCGCCGGGGGCUGCUGGAGGGGUCCCCGUCACAAGAGGGAUGAUUUUUUAAUUGUGCUUUUAUAUCUGUUUUAUUUAUGACUCAGGGAUCCCAGCUUUGGAGGGGGGGUCCCUUCUGCAGUUAUACGGCAGGUGGGGGUUAUGUGUGUACAAAUGAGAUUGCGCCCCCUUUAUGCUGUCUAUAUGAAUUAGAUUCCCCGGUGCCUACUAGUGCCACCUAUGGGCUGUGCCCUGCCAGCUGCAAGCCCUUGUAAUGAUCAAAUGCAUUUCUGUGCAAGCCUGUGCCCCCCCCCCCCCCCCCCCCCCCCCCCAGACCCUGUAUCUGUAGGAAGGAUUGGCUAUAUAGCUGCACUGUGUGUUUGUGUGUCUGUGUGUCUCUUUGCUUCCUAUCAUGGGCUGUAAUUACAGGUACAGUCCACUAGUGGGCAGUCACUCCAGCUAAUACUAUAUUACUCUUACUCCUACCUGGCAGGCCCCAUAGGGAAGGGCCAAUGCUGAAAUACUGCCCUCUCACCCAGGAGGGGCCCUAUGUUGCUGAGGUUUCUCCUUGCCCCAUGGAAACCCAUUGCACCCCCUGUCCUGGGCCGUGGGCGGGUCAUCCGAUUGCUAUUUACCCCUGUAUGUGUUGAUAUCCACAAGGCAUAGCCAGAGUCCCUUUGCACCCAGCGGGGCACCUCUGCCCACCCUGGGGCUGUUCUGUAACACUUUUUAGAGCUGUAUGUUUUCUAUGAAUUUUACAUUCUUUGGAAAUAAAUGUUUUUUUUGUUUUUCUU